Messenger RNA from Cylicostephanus goldi, 456 nucleotides. Lineage: Eukaryota; Metazoa; Nematoda; Chromadorea; Rhabditida; Strongylidae. The record is from the annotation of a GenBank genome assembly.
AUGAGAGCACAGUUCAGAACAGCUCAGAAAGGACAAGAUGCAUGUUCUAUGGAGUUGAAGAAGCCAGCAAUCACAACAAAAACUGAUGGCAGCAAUGAGACACUUCCUUCGUUAGAAAACCCCCAUCGCUUUUUGAAGAACCGAUUAUCAGCGGAGGAUUUCCCAGAAGAUAAGACGCAGGCUGAAGAGGUUGCACCUCACGGUGAUCGAAGACUUGUGAGCGCAUCUGCAGGAAAGUGGAUACCUUAUCCAGAGGUGAAGGAGCCAACAAUAACGCAGAGAAAACGUAGAACGGCACAAUUGGAACAGGAUAAGCAGAAAAAAAUAGCAGAAGGCUUUUAUCAGACUCGGUCUGACAUUGAUGAUACUCUCGACCAAGUGGAAAGCCUCGAAAUGGAAAAAUCAUCAACAGCUAGGUUCAAAUGGCCGAGAAUAUUAGCAAGCUUUAGAAAAUGA